ACAGCUUGAACGAGGCUUAAGGGCUGCCUGUUUCGCAGCCAAGAGAUUCUAGACAGUCGCAGCACACAAUCGAGUAGUUUACCGAACUUUGCUCACCCUAGAAUUCGGAUAAAAGCCCAGGUCCUCCUCCUCAAGUGUUGACAGAAGGGGGACUCGAGUGCCUCAACCUCACGAGUCUCCAGCAUCCAAAGUUACCCACAUCACAAUGAGUUCCUCCAUCGACGAUCUCGUCCAAAACAUCCAGUCCCUCACAGUCUCGACAGAGGCUGAGUUGCGGCCGGACUACCUACCUUUCAGGCCCAAUGAUACAACCCAGAAUUCCAUUCUCAAAGGGCUCAGCGACGUACCCCCUUUCCUCUUUCGGGUCCUUACACCCCAUCUCGCCGCGAAGCUCGACAACACCAACAGUUGGGCUCUCUCGCUGGACGCUUCCCUCGACCACAGGCCGGAUGCCCCCACGCACAGCCAGCAGGAUUUCCUCUCGCUUGACUGCGAGGAGGCGGCCACUUCUCUUUACGAACAGCUCAACUGGAAAGUGCACAAUCGCGAGCGGUGGAACCUGGUGUCGUGGACAAGCUCGCUACUCUUUGCCCUCCGCUACAUGUUCUAUCUCGCCAAAGACCCCGACCACGACGAAAUGCCCGCCCCUGCAGAUAUCCGGCUGUGCAUCGUGCGCACCGACGGCCUCCCACCCGGCGUGUUCGUCCGAGACAUGUAUCUUAUCGACCACUACGCCCGCCACCACCGCGAGCUCCGGGACGACCUGCAGAACUGGCGAGGGGUCGACAGGCGGGGGGGCGGCCGUCUCUACUUUGGCGAGUACCUGUCCCAGGGGGCGCUCAGGAUCGGGGGGAGGUCCACUGUCGUGUCGGCGCAGGACAUGGUCGAUCGUGGUCUGCUGGACUUGAUGCCAGAGCUGGACGAGAAUCGCGAUCGGGAAGGGAAGCUCCGGUGGGCGAGGUGGGUUCUGGAUAGGCGCACGUGCUGGCUGUCGACAAUCAACGGGCUCCUUCCUCCAAACCUGGGGCCGGACGAGGAAAAGAACAUCGUGCGCAACAUCGCGUCGCUGUUUCCCGGCUUCGAGCUGCCCAUCGCGGCCCACCUCCUGUCCCUGAAACCGAGACAGCCCAAAGAGCAGAGCCUUGUCAGAUGGCUCAAAAGUUUGGGGCCUGUCCCCAAUUUCUACACCAAAGAGAGGCCUUUCUACAUCACCCCGCCGCCGCCGCCGCAACGGCAGCACUUGGACCGGAAGAUGCCCGAGCUAGUGCAGUUCGAGGUUCUUAUGCUCAGCCUCGCCAUCUUGGAUCGCAAGGAAAAGAAGAUCCAGGAGCUAAAAGCAAGGGGUAUUCCGCUGCGCUGCGUUGAUAUCAGGAAUAGCGACAUCCCGGACGACACUAUGCAACGAAAUCCGUUUCUCUAUGAGAAGAUACGGACCCAUACCAUAGCAGAAUGGAACUUGGACGAGAUGGAUGAGGCGAAUAGAGUUCUCGACCGGCCGGAGGGGAUGGGUGUAGCAAAGCUAUGCUAUGACUGCGGCACGCCUCACGAACGUCUGUAAUUAGUGGCCGGCAUUAGGCAGGCCACUUCGCAGAGAAUGGGCAGCUUCAAAGAACCCUUUUUGUGGGAAGGGUUUCGGUAAUGGCGAUCGGUUUGGCACAAGACGGGGAUUCGCAGAAAUCGCUGGCCAGGGAAAUAUGAAUCGAAUACUGAUUUUGCAUCUCGUCAAUCGUAUGUCAUUGCCAAAUGCGCCCAUUUCAAGAGAG
This is a messenger RNA of Gaeumannomyces tritici R3-111a-1, 1763 nucleotides long. RefSeq lists its product as hypothetical. NCBI's taxonomy places the organism in Eukaryota, Fungi, Ascomycota, Sordariomycetes, Magnaporthales, Magnaporthaceae. The coding region runs from base 206 to 1558 and encodes 450 amino acids. The record is from RefSeq and is a predicted model, not a curated record. The transcript has 2 exons.